This is a messenger RNA of Cyclopterus lumpus (lumpfish), 3425 nucleotides long. Its product is annotated as caspase-6-like. Lineage: Eukaryota; Metazoa; Chordata; Actinopteri; Perciformes; Cyclopteridae. Gene Ontology annotation, cellular component: cytoplasm. Gene Ontology annotation, biological process: apoptotic process; proteolysis. The coding region runs from base 62 to 961 and encodes 299 amino acids. The transcript is spliced from 8 exons. The record is from RefSeq and is a predicted model, not a curated record.
GUCGCUUUGACCAAGCGAUUCACUUUUUCGUAGCCAGUUGGAGUGCAGUCCACCAGUGAUCAUGUCAAACACGGCAGAAGACAGAUGUGAAGGAAGUGUUGCUCAACACAACAGGACAGCAACAGACAGUGCGGCAUGCACUGAGAACCUAACGGAGACGGAUGCCUUCAUUAGAAGCAGCUCUUUAGCUUUGGACCCUGCAGAGGAGUACAAGAUGGACAACAAAAAACGAGGCCUCGCACUCAUCUUUAACCAGGAGCGCUUCUUCUGGCGCCUUGGCUUAAAUGACAGGCAUGGAACCAAUGCUGACCGCUCCAACCUGGAGAGAAGACUGAAUGACCUGAAUUUUGAAGUGAGGGCUUACGAUAACUACAAACAGGUGGAAGUUUUAGAUCAAAUCAGUGAAGCCGCAGAAGCCAACCAUUCAGACGCAGACUGCUUUUUGCUCGUCUUCCUGAGCCACGGCGAGAACGAUCACGUUUACACCUACGACGGCAAGAUCAGCAUUCAGAGCAUCACGUCCCUGUUCAAAGGAGACCAGUGCAAGAGCCUCGUGGGAAAGCCAAAGAUCUUCAUAUUACAGGCAUGCCGCGGAGACAAGCACGACAAUCCCGUGACUGCCUGUGAUGCUGUGGACAGCGAGCUGAAGACGAAUGAAGUGGUGGUGGACGCCAGUGCUAUAUACACCCUCCCUGCUGGGGCCGAUUUCAUCAUGUGCUACUCUGUGGCUGAAGGCUAUUAUUCCCACCGGGAGACCAUCAAUGGCUCCUGGUAUGUCCAGGAUCUGUGUGCGCUGCUUCAGAAGUAUGGGGACUCCCUUGAAUUCACAGAACUACUGACGCUGGUCAACAGGAAGGUCUCCAUGAGGACUGUUGGGAACAGUAAUGACCGCACUGCCAUUGGGAAGAAGCAAGUACCUUGCUUUGCUUCGAUGCUCACCAAGAAACUUUACUUCCGUUAAAAUAAUUAACAGUUUCAGAACUCAGUCAUGGCAUUAUUACAUGGGAAACAGUGUCUACUGGGAAUUUGACUGUUUUCUCUAUUUUUGCUCAUAAAUGCAUAUUAUUGGCAGCCGUAGUAUUUACAGUGAAAUCAGUUGUUAUAAAAUAACAGGAACAACUUCUAUUCACAUGCACUAAAGUAAUAUGACUAUUCCUGGCUUUAGGCCAUCAUUCCACUUCUGAAACGUCAUGUCAUUCGAAGUUGUGUUUCCAUUCGUUAUGUUUCUUCUGAAGAAACCAGAUUUCUUGGGUGGGUUGAACCGCGACCUGGUUUCUAAAAGGUGAUUUCUCACACUAAUCUGGCUUUUAGUUUAAAUGUAAAUCAUAUAGUAGAUAUAAUGCAAUAAUCGAAACAUAAAAGCCCUGCAGUUUUCAAAAGUUUAUUAUACUCAGCAGAGUAUAGCAUCAUUCUAUAAUUUCUCUGAUAACCAGUUUGCUCCCAGAAGUCCAACGUGAAGAUUUCCUUCAGCUUCCAAGACACGUGUUGUGUUGUAUUGCAUUAUGUUUGAAGGUGUUCUUGUUAUUUGUCCAACCCAUGUAGAUCAGUACACAUCUGUUGCACUCAAUAGCUUUUCCACUUCAGGAUUACUUUAUCCCACAAUCUGUGUUCUUUUCCUCAGUCUUUUGUCAUGUUUUCGCUUGCUUUAAUCUGCUUUAAACGACUGUAGUACCACACAAGCGUUGCCUUAUCCCGCAGCUGACUUUAGCUUUUCUUAAAAAAGCACGGCGAUGCUUUCCUCAGACCGAGGAAGCUGGAAAUGUCAGAUGAGUGUCUGUUCUUGACUGUAAAGUCAGUUGCAGGAAUGUCUGCAAGCCAGAUAAAUGUUUACCAACUUACUGUAUCUUGCGAGGCUGGUGACAAAACAGCAUCACAGCCAAGUCACUAUUGAUUUUGUUCACGUCAGGGUUUAAUACUUCAUCUCUCUAUACACACCAAUGAACCGGUAUUAUCUCUCAUAUGCAGGCACCACAUAAACAUGCUGUUUGUCUUUUGUGCUCGCUCCAUCAAAAAGGGAAUUCAUGUUUGUGCUCUUUGUGUUGUAGCCAUUUACAAUCCUACAUUUUAUAAUGUGUAUUUGCACCCAACAUGGCAACAAUCACCUGUGUGUAAAGUACCUCAGGGAGGAGAGGUGUUUUUAAAGCUGUACACUGGACCUGAAAAACUUGUCACAUGACUCAGGUAAACAAAGCUACCAGCAUUCAUUGAUCCUGUAUUUUUGUAUUUUAAAAUCUGACAUUUCAGUUAUUAUUUUGUUCCCCAUUGAGUGAAAACAUUUAAUAACUUUCAUUCUUUGUGGCAAAAAGUGCAUUCAUGUGAUAUCUUUAUUUCACCUGUUCCCCGAAAUCUCCAUCCAUUAAAAGAACGUAGUUAUUAUUCCUCUUCUAGCAGCGAGUUCCACAACAAGACAGACAGAUUCUCACAAGGUUUGGUAAUACUUUAUAUUUCAUUAGUCCUCAGUGUUUGUACUUUCCUCAAAGACAUAAUUGGCAUCGUUAUCAAGACUGUAAACAAAACACAGAAUGAUGUGGAUUUCCGGUAGAAAGGCACCAUUAUCAAAAUAAAGCAGAACAUUUGUUUUUACUCUGGAGUGUUUACGUGGAGGGACCAUUGUUCAUGGCUUUGGCUGGAUCUGUUCAAGUGGAAGCUGAAACUCAGUUGGAUAUCUCAGACGUCUCAGGUCCUCCUCCACCUGACACACAAAACAGAGCCCACAUGUCACCAAUGUCUAAUUCGGCAGGAUUUCCACAAGACAGUGGCUUAUCCUUUUUACAGUUUCUGGGAACAAUGAAUGCAUGAGUACCAUUUUUAUUUAAUUAGAACAUCCUGAUGUUUCCCACAAGUCUCACCUGUAUAAACUAUGGCGACUAACAUCAGUAAAACUAGAAUAGCUAAACAUCUGCACGUUAGUUUUGUCAUGUGAGCAAGUUAGCACGCAGAUGUUAGCAUUUAGCUCAAAGAGCUGCUAGCUGGGCAGAAGACUUUUUUUUUUUUUAAUGAGCUUAAAUUAUCUAAUUUCUGCUCUAACAUUUUUCAUAUUUUAGCACAUGUCCAAUAACAUGUUCGUCCGACAUUUGUAUUUGUUCAAAAUGUGUUAGUGAGGUAGAUUGUGACUAAAGGGACCAACCUCAGCCAUCUCAUCCUUCAGUUCAUUGUAUUUCUCAACGUUGAAUUUGUUCUUGCCGGCCGCCUUAUAAAAGUAACGCAGGAACUGUCUGUCUUUAACGUCUGGAUAUAAAUAAUCCUGAGAGGAAAGAAGAAAGUGGACUUGUUAUUAAUGUGGCGAGGAAACACAUAUCUGCACACAUAAGCAACAGAGCUUUAAGUUUUAAUAACCAUUUUAAAAGGAAUGGAGUCAGUGAACAUAGACACCACUGCCAUAUCUGUCUGUUGAAUAUGAAUAGAUAAAUAAAGACUGGAAAAAC